AAAAUUAUUAUGAAAGCAUACGGAGACAAUUGUGAGAUAACUGUUAGGUUGGUCUUGAUUAACACCUAUGGUAUAAAUACAAACUAAAUAUAUCAUGCAAAGAUAUAGACCGCUUUAGAACAUUACAUCCAGUGAUUUAAACAUACAGGGGAUUUUAUAGAAUAUAUUCGCAAUUAUCCUUUUUUUCCUGGAAUCGUUAAAUUGAAGCGAGAGUCUGCGAGACUUAAAAGCGCACCUUUCAGGAAGAGAGUUACACCAGGGAGGCGCGUGAUAGACGCGCGCGCGCUCACGCAUCGGUCACUUGUGUUGUGUCAAACACGUUCAAGUAUAGCAUUGCGCUUUUGCGAUUUCCCCAACAGGAACAGAAGUCAUAAACGGGAUUAUACUUAUUGAACUACUUGGGUUUCGUGGAAUAAGUGGCUUUAAACGUUUAAUCGACCUGACUACGUGUUGGUUUCCAUGUGAUGUUUGUGGCUUUAAGGAUGGCUUACAUUCAGUAUAUACCCACUGCUCAAGAACAAACAUCUAUUUUAUGUAGCAUACGACCUUAAAACAACACAAAUACAAAUUAAAAUCUUAACGUGCUAAAUGUUUUGACAAUAUUUGUUAAAAAAUGAUAAGGUAAACCAAAAGCCAAAUCCAAGGUUUCGUGUACAGAGAGAAUCAUGAUAUUGUGAAUCCAAAUUGUAACACUCUUCUGGGAGCUGGACAAGAGCCAUGGGCAAGGAGCAGGACCUUCUUCUGGCUGUGAAGAAUGGAGACCUUCCCUUGGCUCAUAAACUUCUGGCCAAGAUCAAGACCAACCGAAAUAAGUUACUGGGCUCCACAAAGAGGCUGAAUGUGAACUAUCAAGAUCAAGAUGGUUUUUCAGCUCUUCAUCAUGCAGCUCUCACUGGCACCACUGACCUCUUGUCUCUGCUGUUGGAGGCACAGGCCACUGUGGACAUUAAAGACAGUAACGGAAUGCGUCCAUUGCACUAUGCUGCCUGGCAGGGGAAGGCUGAGACUGUACUUAUGCUUCUGAGAGCUGGAGCUUCUGUGAAUGGGGCUUCACAAGAUGGACAGAUCCCUCUCCACCUGGCUGCACAGUAUGGGCACUAUGAGGUGUCUGAAAUGCUACUACAACACCAGUCAAACCCCUGUACUGUCAACAAGGUGAAGAAGACCCCUCUGGACCUGGCCUGCGAGUUUGGCAGACUCAGGGUGACCCAGCUGUUGUUGAGCAGUAACAUGGUGGUAGCUCUCUUAGAAGGGAACGGCAGGGAUAACACCCCCCUGCAUCUUGCUGCCCGCAACGGCCAUAAGGACAUUAUCAGACUGCUGCUAAAAGCUGGGAUUGACAUAAACAGAACCACUAAAUCCGGAACGGCUCUGCAUGAGGCUGCCCUCUACGGGAAAACAGAAGUAGUAAAAUUAUUGCUCGAAGCUGGGAUUGAUGUGAACAUCCGCAACACCUACAAUCAAACAGCCCUGGACAUUGUGAACCAGUUCACCACUUCACAUGCCAGCAAAGAAAUCAAACAACUCCUCAGAGACGCCAGUGGAGCAUUGCAGGUGAGAGCUUUAAAGGACUACUGGAAUCUCCAUGACCCCACCGCACUCAACAUCCGGGCAGGAGAUAUAAUCAUGGUCUUAGAACAGCACAUGGAUGGACGUUGGAAAGGUCACAUCCAUGACAGUCAGAGAGGCACUGACCGUGUAGGAUUCUUCCCGCCCUCCAUCGUAGAGGUCAUUAGCCGUAGAUCAGGGGGCGUUCUAUCCCGGCAGGCCUCACUGCCCAUCCAGAGACAUCACAUUCUGUCCCGAGCCCUGUCCUCACACAGUUCUCAUCACACCUCUCACACUGACGACUCCUACACCUUAUACUCAUCCACCCGUCCUGUACUGACUCACCACAACGGGCUGGAUCAGCACUCAGGUGUGCUUCCUGACAGUCCCAGUGCCUUGUGUAAGCCAGCUAGUCCCAAAGAGCCAGAGGAUAUUUGGGUCCUCAGGACCUCUCUCAAUGCAGGAGACAGGAACAGUGUGGGGAGUGCAGGCAGCAUGGGCAGCAGUCGCAGUGCUGGCAGUGGACAGAGCACCGAGGGAAACUUUCCACACAAUGGCCCCCAUCAGUCACCUUCUGCUGUCCAGGACACCACCAAGCUGCCUCCCUCUGCUGGAGAACUGGUGGAACAGUGCAGUCAGGCCCAUGACCCCGCAAAACAGACGGACCCUCAUUCAGGUGCUCUUGGACGGAGGAUUCCACUGAGCAGCUCCAGACCUGGAGAACAACAUGUCAUCCAUCCACCACUUCUGGAUGGCAAGGAUGCUGAGGCUAUUUACCAGUGGCUCUGUGAGUUUCAGCUUGAGCAGUACACAUCGAAUUUCCUCACUGCUGGUUAUGAUGUGCCCACAAUCAGCAGAAUGACCCCUGAGGAUCUCACUGCUAUUGGUGUUACAAAGCCUGGCCAUCGCAAGAAGAUCUCUAUGGAGAUCAGCAACUUGAAUAUCCCAGAGUGGUUGCCAGAUUACAUUCCAUCUGAUAUUGGGAAAUGGCUCAAUGCUAUUGGGCUGCCACAGUACCAGAAAAAGCUAGCAGAGAAUGGAUAUGACUCUAUCAGCAUAGUGCAGGAUAUCACAUGGGAGGAUCUACAGGAAAUUGGCAUCAUUAAGCUGGGCCAUCAGAAGAAGCUGAUGCUUGCUGUUAAGAAGCUCAGUGAUGUACAGAAGGCUCGUAAGAACCAGGCCGAGGGGCAGGCGAUGCUACAGCACAGGAGAGCUCCCCCCGCCCUCGAGCUGGUAGCCAUCGAGCACCACGACAGCUCCGACUGCCCCUCGUCCCCUCUAUCACCAAAGAUGCUCACCUUCCAGGACAGCGAGCUGAGUGUUGAGCUACAAAAUGCCAUGGCUCGGAGCGGAUACAGCGGAGGCCAAGAUGGUCUCAGCAACGUGAGUGGAACAGCCAUGCGUCUUAGUCAAGAAAGCAUUGGUACAAGGUCAGGAGGGUCAGGACGGUCUCAAGAACGCCCAAUGGCAUCGGUAACCCCUCACAGCCGCUCACAAGAGAGUCUGGGCAGUAUGGACAGCAGUCCCAGCAAGGAACAAUAUGCCAUUAUGGAAUCUCAGGAUAGAAGCCAAAUAUCACCUGUCAAAAUGGUGACGGUGUUGCCACAACCUAAUCACCCCUUAUCUGGCAGUCCCGCAAAGACGCCACCCACAAUCACUAGUAAAAUAGCACGCUUUGCAUACCCACCCGUCCUCACCAAACCCCGACCGGUGGUUUCUCCCUCUCAGCCCCAUCAUGGAUCACCUCAUCAGAGGGGCUUCAGCUAUCUGCAGCAUCAAAACUGCAAUCCCAACAUGAGAAGCCCAGGUCCAGUCAGACCCCAACAGCCAAACGGAGACACAUCAAGGUCCAAAAAGCGAACUCAAAGUCUUUCACGCUAUGCUAUGUCGGAUGGAGAGAAUGAUGAAGAUGACAUCUCAACCCCUACGACAUCUUCCGCCAAUGUGGCAUCUUAUGCCACGCUUACACGCAAACCCGGCCGCAGCCAACAGUCCUACGGCUCCAGCGAGCGUCAAGUGGGCCGCAGUCAUUCCUUCGCCAUACGUGCCAAGAGGAAAGGUCCUCCUCCUCCCCCUCCAAAGCGACUAAGCUCUGCCCCAAGUGGGGUAACUGCAAGCGGAGUCGAAACGGAGAGUGCAGGAAGUGUCCGAAGCAUUGCAGCCAGGCUGGAGAACAAUACAGGCAGCCCCAAUAAGACAUGCAACAGCCCCGUUUUUAAAGCCAUGUCGCCAGCCACCCCACCAAAAAAUAUGGGGAACCGUAGGAGGACCACUAGUGAAUCUUCAAUGUAUGAAACAAAGCAAGCCGGAGAAAAUCCUGCAGAUGAAAACACUGGCCCUCUGAGGAACCAACAAUGUGCAGGUUCAACAUCCUCACAGGAGAGUAUACCUUUCGCUGAAGAGGGCAAAGUUACCAUCAAACAAAGGACCAAAAUAGCACCUGCUAAGAUCGAGUCUGAGGCCGGUGUUGAAAUUCUGAAGCCGGCACAAUCUAUCAAAUCGUCCCUAGAGGUGCCUGAGUUUAACUUAAAGGAAUCAGACACGGUCAAAAGGAGACACAAGCCAAAAGAACUGCAGAUGACAGGUCAGGGCACCAGCAUGCAAAUAGGAAAUGAAAGGGCCACAGAGACUGAGAUGGUCUCACAACGCAUGCAGAAUGGUGGAUUGACACAAAAUCCUUAUAAAUCGGGCCUCACUCCGAAACCAGGAUUUCUACAUAAACCUCCCACCCCUUCUAAGCCCACACGCCAUUCUGCUGCAGCAACCUCAGGAGUGACAGUCAAUGUCGUACAGAACGUGGCCUUUGCCAUUUCACCUCCCUGCAGUCCUCCAGCUCACUGUCCUCCAAACAAAGCACCUCAAAGUCAGGUCGCGCUGGCAGGAAAGCCACAGGCUGUGACCGAAGGCCAGGACGUGUUGGUCCACAAACGACUUGAGCAAACCAGCACGUCUCUCGAGGCAGCACUCAAAGUUGUGGAGAGGAAGUUGGCUCAGGAAAAUCCAGCAGAAAGGGGCAUUAACACAGUGAAGUCAGCUGGGAACAUUCUUGAUGAUAUAGGGAACAUGUUCGAUGAUCUUGCUGACCAGCUGGAAGCCAUGUUGGAUUGACCUACUAUAAUUCCUAUAACCUUUGCGUGGGGCCUUCGCAUGCAAGCUUCUGGAUGUUGUAGACAAGCAACUUCUCACACUUUGUUUACAACACACUUUGGUGGACCUGCUUAUAAGUAUUGGUUUUAACAGUUGAAUUCAAUUAGCUAAUUUAAGAUACUAGUUGCAAUGGAUUACGGUGCAUCUGUUGGGUAGAUCCUGUCUCAGAUUUCCACAAAAGAUCCACUUGAGAACUUUCACACUCUUACCAAAUUGUUGCUUUCUGCAUCUUCGGUUUGCUCGGACAGGAUAUCUGCAGUGAAGAUUGCAGAAUGUAAGCACUUACUGUUCAGAUCUACUGUAUUAAAGUUCUUCCAACAGAGACACUUUAAUUUCCUGUUGUGCUCCGAUCAAGACUCACAGUUGGCCUCUAGCAAAUCGAUAUACGACGUAAAAUCUAAGUGGGAUACAACCUGAACUCUGUUUCAAGUGCUCUGAAAUUUCUCACUCUUCAACUUUGUUUUCUGUCGACUAGAGGAUCCUUUUAUUUGGUUUAAAAGUAAGCAAUUAUUCAACUGAUCAAAACAUAACCAAGAAAACUGCUCAGCGGACAUCAUCGUUGUGUAAUGACCCAAACCUCAUGGACCAAGUAUGUUUAGACUAUAAUGAAACUUUGUGUCCUGCCAACAGAUUCAGUGUUGUACAGUAUAUUUGUAGUUGCACUGUACAUGUAUGUUUCAACCUUUGCAGCAUAAUUCAACUAGAUCUUAAAAUGUUAAGAACAUGACUUUUCUUAACAUAUUAAUAGAGCAAUUGUAUAUUUUGACAACCAUCGUGUUUUGGGAAAGAGAAAACACUGUAUGGAUUACAUCUAUUAUAUAUUUUUGUACCAGAAUGAUAAUUUAUUUGUUUUGUCAGGUUAAAAAGGGACAGUCCCUCUUUGUGAAUGCUGUCACUCUGGUUUAAAUUGACAGGCAAAAAUAGAAACCGUUGCAAAGCACUACAUUUUUUUUUUUUUUGGCUCGGCUGACCAAAAGGGCACUUGCAUUUUAAUAAACUGGGGCCCAUGUGGUUAAAACACACAAAAACAUCACCAAACUAUAGGACAAGAAGUGUUCAAAUGGAGCUUUAAAGUCUUUUUUUUUACUCUUGUGCACUUUUAUCACAUUUAUGUAGUGUAUGCACUAUGUAUCUUUUAUUGUAUGAAUUUAUUUCUGCAUGUACUGUACACUGGUAAGACAAACAGUACUUGACUGAAAGAGACUUUCUCUAACUGUUUGAUGUAAACUGCAUUGUUCAAAAGAAUUGUAUAUGUAAUAACUGAGAGAAGACCAGACCAUUCUGUUCUUGCAUGCUUUUUUCAAAGUAACAAUCUGGAAUUAUAGAUUUUGUAUUAUGUGGCGUAAUUAUAUUUUAAAGGACUAUGAAAACAGCACUGCUGGUGCAACAGUAUCAUUUAUAUGAGCACUGUGUACUUUAUAUCCUAGGUUCAUUCCUUUCUGCAGUGCUUUGUAUGGCAUUGCUCUGUUAAAAACUAGACACAUGGUUCACUGCUUUACUCGAGUGGGGCAACCAUACAGUAAGUAUAAAUAAGCCUCUAAUUCAUCCAUUUGAACUACUUGAAGUAUUAAUGUUUAAUAAAAUAAAAUCGUCAAGAGAUCAAUCCUUGAA
Messenger RNA from Megalobrama amblycephala (Wuchang bream), 6306 nucleotides. It is a transcript of the gene caskin2a, whose product is annotated as CASK interacting protein 2. The record is from RefSeq and is a predicted model, not a curated record. Gene Ontology annotation, molecular function: protein binding. The transcript is spliced from 22 exons. The coding region runs from base 718 to 4656 and encodes 1312 amino acids. NCBI's taxonomy places the organism in Eukaryota, Metazoa, Chordata, Actinopteri, Cypriniformes, Xenocyprididae.